Molecule: messenger RNA, 1667 nt
Organism: Halichondria panicea
Lineage: Eukaryota; Metazoa; Porifera; Demospongiae; Suberitida; Halichondriidae
Product: casein kinase I
Exons: 8
Coding region: 221-1276 (351 amino acids)
Biological process (GO): signal transduction; peptidyl-serine phosphorylation; negative regulation of canonical Wnt signaling pathway
Cellular component (GO): cytoplasm; nucleus
Molecular function (GO): ATP binding; protein serine/threonine kinase activity
Source: RefSeq, a predicted model, not a curated record
UAUGAACGCGAGAGGUGAGGUCACCUAUCAAGAAGGAAAACAACACAGCUUUUUCGCCUCUCCUAGUCGUCUACUUUGGACAUUUUAUCUCUCGGGUACGUACACAUACUCAAGCCAAGACUGACACGUCUCAAGCGUAACGGGAGCUAUCUUAGCAGCGGUUUUAUUGAAGGACUCUUGGACUUGAAGCUGCCACUUAUUAACUUGUUGAUCAAGUUUUAUGUCAGGCUUGAAUGGACGAGCAAUGAGCAGCAGCACUACUAAGAACGAGUUCCAAGUGGGAGGAAAGUACAAGCUAGUGAGAAAAAUUGGCAGUGGGAGCUUUGGAGAUAUCUACCUAGGAGUCAAUCUCACCAAUGGAGAGGAAGUAGCCGUCAAGUUAGAGUCUCACAAGGCCAGACACCCACAGCUCCUGUAUGAGUCCAAGCUCUACCGUAUACUACAGGGCGGAGUGGGUAUACCACAUAUCAAGUGGUAUGGUACAGAGAAGGACUAUAAUGUGUUAGUGCUGGACCUACUUGGCCCCAGUCUGGAGGAUCUGUUCAACUUCUGCUCCAGACGAUUCACCAUGAAAACAGUGCUCAUGCUUGCUGACCAGAUGAUUGGUAGAAUUGAGUAUGUCCAUAACAAAAACUUCAUCCAUCGGGAUAUAAAACCUGACAAUUUUUUGAUGGGAAUUGGCAGACAUUGUAACAAGUUGUUCAUCAUUGAUUUCGGACUGGCCAAGAAAUAUCGUGACACAAGAUCAAAGCAGCACAUCUCUUAUCGGGAGGACAAGAACUUGACGGGUACAGCCAGAUACGCCAGUGUCAACGCUCAUCUCGGCAUAGAGCAAUCGAGAAGAGAUGACAUGGAGAGCAUGGGGUAUGUUCUCAUGUACUUCAACAGAACCACUCUGCCCUGGCAAGGCCUCAAAGCAGCCACCAAGAAGCAAAAGUAUGAGAAAAUCAGUGAGAAGAAACUCUCAACACCGAUUGAAGUUCUUUGUAAGGGUUUCCCAGCUGAGUUUGCAAUGUACCUGAAUUACUGCCGUGGACUUCGGUUUGAGGAAGCCCCUGAUUACAUGUACUUACGGCAACUGUUCAGAAUCCUCUUCCGAACUCUCAACCAUCAGUAUGACUACACUUUUGACUGGACAUUGCUCAAACAGAAGGCAGCAGCUUCAGCCUCCUCCAGUAGCACCAUACCUGCGAUACCUCCAGCAGGUCACCACCCAGUUAGAGAUGACAAGGAGGAGUCCGACGAGAGGAGGAAAGUAUCCAGUCGGAAGCGUUAAUCUACCCAACCAACUCUCACUAUUAUAUCCACUGGAUUUUAUAACUUUAAUUCAUUUUUCCUCUGAUUUGUCUCAGUAUUGUAGCUCUCUGCUGUACUAUGGUUUGUAUACUCUUCUUCCUAUCUUGACUUUUCUUUUUUCUGUACUCAGUGUUGUCUGUGAUAGUCUGGUUUGUACGCUAAUGUAGUAUGUAUGUAUGUAUGUAUGUGUCUGUCUCAUUUGGUACUCUGUGUCUAAGUUGCACUUAUUUUGUGUGUACUGUAUAUACGUCACAUUUAUGUUCUCUCUAACUGUGUAUAUUCAGCAUUGCUAAGUUUGUAGUUGUAAGUACAUUCUAUUUAUUCUGUUACUGUACUUUUGCACUAUAAUAAUAUUUUUAUGGACAAAUCAA